UCCCCUGUCAUCUGCUACUACUUCCAUCUCCUUCAGCGCUUAUAUACACUAGUCCUUGAUUCACUAUGGGUUGGUUCGGUAAUGACUCUAACGAGGCUCAAGCCUACCAGGACUACCAGAACACGCCCGACGAGCACAAGGCCAAGAUCAGCCACGAGCUCAUCGGCGGUGCCGCUGCUUUUGAGGCUGCGAAGGCCUACGAGGACCACUGCGCGAAGAACGGCAAGCCGGCUUCGCACGCUCAGGCAAAGGAGGUCCUUGCUGGUCUCGCGGGUGCUUUCAUUGACCGUGAAUUCGAAACCAAGGGCCUCGACUUCGUCGACAGGGAGCGUGCUAAGCACGACGCCCACAAGAGGCUCAACGAGCAGGUUGCUCAGGAGUACUGAUCUUGCCGGACCUGAUUGAACUUUAUAUAAAAAAUGAAUGUAUAAUACUAUCUGACUCUGGGAGAGAGAUGUCUGCCAAUGAAUGUGUGGUUGUAUUUUGUGAGAUUGACCAACAUUGCUGGAGGGUGAAGCUUCUUCACCUACUCUAUAUGUCAAGUUAUG
Molecule: messenger RNA, 548 nt
Organism: Fomitiporia mediterranea MF3/22
Lineage: Eukaryota; Fungi; Basidiomycota; Agaricomycetes; Hymenochaetales; Hymenochaetaceae
Exons: 5
Coding region: 66-386 (106 amino acids)
Source: RefSeq, a predicted model, not a curated record